Messenger RNA from Notolabrus celidotus (New Zealand spotty), 5832 nucleotides. RefSeq names its product calcineurin subunit B type 1-like. The transcript is spliced from 6 exons. Bases 431 to 943 code for a protein of 170 amino acids. The record is from RefSeq and is a predicted model, not a curated record. NCBI's taxonomy places the organism in Eukaryota, Metazoa, Chordata, Actinopteri, Labriformes, Labridae. Gene Ontology annotation, molecular function: calcium-dependent protein serine/threonine phosphatase regulator activity; calcium ion binding.
CCCUCCUGUCAUUAGACGAGCUUUGUUUUGCACCGUCCACUUCCCUCCUCUUCUCUUCUCUCUCCUCACCCCCUCCCUCCCUCUCUCUCUCUCUCCCUCUCUCUCUCUCUCUCUCUCUGUCUGUCUCUCUCCCUUCCUCCCUCCCUCCCUCUCUCUCUCUUCACUCUCCUCCCCCCUCUCUCUCUCUCUCUCUCUGACUCUCUCUCCCUCCUCCUCUCCCCCUCUCUCUGUCUCUCUCUCCUCCCCCCUCUGCGGCUCUCUCUCUCCCUCUCUGCAGUGAAUCUCUCCCCCGCUGCUGUCAGAGCCCGUAGAGUCAGCCGGUUCUCGGUUCUGACCGUUAAACUGAGAGUACCCGUCCCCGUUCUCUCCGGUGUUCGUCCCCCUCGGACCUUUGAUCCUCCCCGGCAGCUGCUCUCCUCUCGGCGGCAUCAUGGGAAAUGAAGCCAGUUACGCCCUGGACAUGUGCUCGCACUUUGAUGCUGAUGAGAUUAAAAGGCUAGGAAAGAGAUUUAAGAAACUCGACCUAGAUAACUCCGGCUCCCUGAGCGUGGAGGAGUUCAUGUCCUUACCGGAGCUGCAGCAGAAUCCCCUCGUGCAGCGAGUCAUCGACAUAUUCGACACUGACGGGAACGGAGAGGUGGACUUUAAAGAGUUCAUUGAAGGCGUGUCCCAGUUCAGUGUUAAAGGGGAUAAGGAGCAGAAGCUGCGCUUCGCCUUCAGGAUCUACGACAUGGACAAAGACGGCUACAUAUCCAACGGGGAGCUCUUCCAGGUCCUCAAGAUGAUGGUGGGCAACAAUCUGAAGGACACCCAGCUCCAGCAGAUCGUCGACAAAACCAUCAUCAACGCAGACAAAGACGGAGACGGCAGGAUAUCCUUCGAGGAGUUCUGUGCGGUGGUGGGUGGAUUAGACAUUCACAAAAAGAUGGUGGUGGACGUCUGACAACCUCCUGUUCUCGCUGCGUUUACUGAAGUUCUGCUUGAAGACGUCGUCCAGCUUUACCACUCUGUUUGUUUUCAACAGAAGUAUUUUCUCUGUGAAAAACCUCCCCCCCCUCCUCACCCCUCCUCACCCCUCCUCACCCCUCCUCCUCCUCCUCCUCCCCCACUCCCUCCUCCCCCCUCUCCCCCCUCUCUGAAGCCAAACUCUCACCAAGUAUUACCGAACAGGAACUCUCAGUGACUCGACGUCGCACUUUAACAGCGGACGGACGGCUUUUUAACGCAGAGCGGCGGUUUCAGUCUGGUGGAGGAAAGCUGGAGUGUGCGUGUGCGUGUCUCUGAGGCGUGCGUGUGUGUGUGUGCGUGCGUGUGUGUGUGUGUGUGUGUGUUCUGUAUGUUUUACUGGUUUUUCAAGGUAUGUGGGUUUUUUAUAUUUAUUUUGGUGUCAUAGUUUUUGUUUGGAGAAUCAGAGGAAGAUAUCUUAAAGUAAACUUUAGUGGACGAGUGUGUUUCGCCGUGAUGUUUUACUUGAUUUCAGAAACAGAGCAUGAAGUGCCAACACCACAUUUAUUGACAUGCAGUUGACUUACAGGUGAAAUCUGUGUCUUUAUUUUAGAGAUGUAACCGUAUUAUUGAAUGCAUUUAUCUUACUGGAGUGUUGCAUUAUUUACACUUGAACAUCAGCUUCAUUUUACCGUCACGUUUGGCGAUGCCAGAAACAAACGGGCAGAUGUGCACUGCAUGUUUUUAAACGACAGACUUUGACUUAGAUGAACAGAUGGGGGGGGAAUCCUUUUCCUUUGUUUAGGCGCUUUUGUGUUUAUUAAGCAGCAAGUUUGAUUUGUAUUAAACACUUAGAUGUUGACGUGAACGUUGUUUAGAAACUGGUAAGAACUCUCUGACACGGCGUUGAAAGCUGAAUCCGUGAAAUCUUUGGAGCUGACAAAUUCCACCAAACGCAGGAAACUCUCCGUUUGGUAAAGAGAUGUCAGAGUUCUCGCUCUGCACACACCGACUGAUCUGAAUUCAAAAGGAGGGAAUGAAAUCAGGAAACACGCUAACGGUUCCCUCAGACCAAAAGUGAAGGCAAAAUGAAAAGAGCAACACAAUCGUGCAAAACGUGUCACAUCCUUUCAGUAAUUUAAAUCCAAAAUCCAAAUCCUCCAGACUCGUCGUUCAGUGUCUGAAAGGACAAAGAAGAGCAGAACACCUCACAUGAACAGCAGGAAACCAAUGUUUAACAUCGUCCUCUGAAGAUGUUCAGCAGAUUCAUCAACUGAUUGAUCGUUGGAGAUCUUCUGAGAUCAAAUCAAACCCUACUAAUGUUCCUCUCAUCUUACUAACAGACCUGAAGAAUCCUCAGUCCCUGUUUGUUUUCAUGAACAGUCAAAUCUGCUCAUAUGGGGAUGAAAGCGCUGCAGUCAGGCAGAUGACUUCCUAGAUACAGUGAAACUGAGACUCUGUGGACAGAUGGAGAUACAGCGAAACUCAACCUGUUGAUCGUCAUUAAACAAGUCAAAUUUAAACGUUUAAUUUUGCCUCAUAACGCAGGACUCAGACAGAUUUCAGUUGACUUUAGCGGGUCUUACCAAAUACAGUGAAACUGAGACUCUGCAUUGAUAGAUGGAGAUAGAGUGAAAGAGAAUUUGUUUAUUGUAAUCAAACAACGGUAAAAUCUGCUAACUAUGGGUUGGUUGUUCUGUAGUCAGUUAGAUUUCAGCUGACUUUAUCAUGACUUCCUAGAUACAGUGAAACUGAGACUCUGUCCACAGAUGGAGAUACAGCGAAACUCAACCUGUUGAUCGUCAUUAAACCACAGUCAAAUUUAAACGUUUGGUUUUGCCUCAGCGCUGGAGUCGGACAGAUUCCAAUUCCACUUCCUAGAUACAGUGAAACUGAGACUCUGCAGCGAUAGAUGGGGAUAGAGUGAAACUUAAUAUUUUUGUUGUAACUAAACCAGGAUAAAAUUCAAUCUUUACUUUGUCUUCAUAGCACUGUAGUCAGAUUUAGGCUGACUUUAGCGUUACUUGCUAGAUACAGUGAAGCUGAGACUCUGCGUCGAUAGAUGGCGAUACGUUGAAACAGAAUCUGUUUAUUGUCAUUAAACCACAGUCACCUUUAAACGUUUGAUUUUGGCUUCAUAGUGCUGGAGUCAGAUUUAGGCUGACUUUAUCAUGACUUCCUAGAUACAGUGAAGCUGAGACUCUGCGUCAAUAGAUGGCGAUACGUUGAAUCAAAGUCUGUUUAUUGUCAUUAAACCACAGUCACAUUUAAACGUUUGAUUUGGCCUCAGCACUGUAGUCAGAUUUCAGCUGACUUUAUCAUGACUUCCUAGAUACAGUGAAACUGGGACCCUUCAAAGAUAGAUGGCGAUGCGGUUGAACAGAAACUGUCUUUUAUAAUUAAAUCACAGCCAAAUUGAAACGUUUAAUUUUGCCUCAUAGCGCUGGAGUCAAACAGAUUUCAGCUGACUUUAGCGGGUCUUACCAAAUACAGUGAAACUGAGACUCUGCGUCGAUAGAUGGGGAUAGAGUGAAACUUAAUAUUUUUGUUGUAACUAAACCAGGAUAAAAUUCAAUCUUUACUUUGUCUUCAUAGCACUGUAGUCAGAUUUCAGCUGACUUUAGCGUUACUUGCUAGAUACAGUGAAGCUGAGACUCUGCGUCGAUAGAUGGCGAUACAGCAAAACUCAACCUGUUGAUCGUCAUUAAACCACAGUGAAAUUUAAACGUUUGAUUUUGCCUCAGCGCUGGAGUCAGACAGAUUCCAAUUCGACUUCCCAGAUACAGUGAAACUGAGACUCUGCGUCGAUAGAUGGGGAUAGAGUGAAACUUAAUAUUUUUGUUGUAACCAAACCAGGAUAAAAUUCAAUCUUUACUUUGUCUUCAUAGCACUGUAGUCAGAUUUAGGCUGACUUUAUCAUGACUUCAUAGAUACAGUGGAACUGAGACUCUGUCCACAGAUGGAGAUACAGCAAAACUCAACCUGUUGAUCGUCAUUAAACCACAGUCAAAUUUAAACGUUUGAUUUUGCCUCAGCACUGGAGUCAGACAGAUUCCAAUUUGACUUGCUAGAUACAGUGAAGCUGAGACUCUGCGUCGAUAGAUGGCGAUACAUUGAAACAGAAUCUGUUUAUUGUCAUUAAACCACAGUGAAAUUUAAACAUUUCAUUUGUCUUCAUAGCGCUGUAGUCAAACAGAUUUCAUCUGACUUCAUCGUGACUUCCUAAAUACAGUGAAACUGAGACUCUGCGUCGAUCGAUCACGAUACAGGGAAAGAGAAUUCGUUCGUUCGUUGUAAUUAAACCACGGUGAAAUCUGCUGUCUGGGUUCAUAGCGCUGUAGUCUGACAGAUUCCAAUUCGUCUUCCUAGAUACAGUGAAACUGGGACCCUCUGAAGAUAGAUGGCGAUGCAGUUAAUCAGAAACUGUCUUUUAUAAUUAAACCACGGUCAAAUUGAAACGUUUAUUUUGGCUUCAUAGCGCUGGAGUCAAACAGAUUCCAAUUCGACUCACUAGAUACUGUGAAGCUGAGACUGAGCGGACAGAAAGACCGACGCUCCCCAGCUGAAACAGAACGCUGAUAGAUGGUGUCCAUCAGGAGGAGGAGGAGGAGUUAAUCAGCUGUUCGUGCUCCAUGUCGUAUCAGAGGAUUGCAGAUUGUGUUUAAAGCUACCUUGUCUUCACUCGUUGGUCUGAGCGCCUGAUCGUUGAACAACAUGCAGAAACGCUCCUCGGCCUGCUCAGACUCAUUUCCGUUUUUAGUUGGGAUAGGCUGCGCGCGUUUUUACUCCUGUAAGAUAUCGUUAAAAAAAAAAGAUCGGAAACAAGCUUCUUCAUCGGAGGAACGGCAGAGACUGUAAACAGAACGCGUUGUGUUCUGUGGCGAUCCGUGUGUUUGCAGCUCUCCUCUUGCUUUUUGACUUUCACAUCUUUCUACUGGACCCUGAGGGGGCGGGGCGGGGGGGCGGGGCGUCUGCCGCGCCGCAAAGACUUUUCUACCUGAAACGGACGACUUGUGACGUGUUUGCAUGACGUGUGAUCUGAUCUCUUUGUUUUCUUCUGCCUGUCGCUGUUUGCAUGUAGAUCAGCUUUUCUUAAAGCUCUUUUUUCAAAGCUGGAGUUUACCAGGCUGGUCUCAGCAUUUAAGGAAAUGAGCGAAACGUCUUGCAGAUGCAAAAACGAAUCUAUCCUGUGCAUGCAAGAAGAGUAUGUGGUAGUAUUACUGGUGAGCACUUGCACUGACGAGAUCAUUUUCUGUGAGGUAGACAUUUUUAUACUCUAAAAUAUGCAUGUUUAAUAGUUAGAGAUCAUGAACUAGCUACUUUCAAUAUCCCUUAAACAGAGUUGUUUCUUUAGCUGUAAUAGUUUCAUAUUUUAAAGAUGUGAACUGGUGUCAGGGUUGUGUUAUUAUCAGAUAUAAUGUUCUAUUAUUAGACGUGUUUCAUGGUGAGGAUCAGUAAUCUGAACAUAUUCUCGUGUUUCUUUCUUUCUUUUUGUUGCAUUUCAGAAGUUUUGGCUCAUUUCAUUUGAAUCCGGUGAGGCCGUGUUGUUUACAUGUUAAUAAUGAUGAUAAAUAAUAAAAACAUGAACAUUUCAAGCACGUGGAUGUUGCCAAUAAAAUACGUUAAACAUGAAUUAUUACUCCUCUGAAACACUGUACUCUCUCUGCCACACGCUCCGUAGUUCUUCUGUUUCUGUCCGAGCUUCCUGCUGGUUUUGAUUUCAGGGCGGAGCUGCAAAGUCUUCUGUUGGUUUAAAGGGACGUUUGUUUUUGUUUUUCUUUUGUUGGACUCAGUCUUAGAUUUUUACUCCUGUUUUCAUCUCUGCUGCAUCACUGAAACUUCAUACACAGAAAAAUGAGAAAUAAACUGUUUGAAAGUUGUUACAAA